GCUGUCAAUCCCGCUCUCCCGGCUGCCAUUCCCGGCAGUGCCGCUGGAGGAGCCGUUUCCCGGCCGUGCCCCGGAAGGCUCGGGGCGGGCCGGGCCGGCGGAAGCGGCGCGGGCGGGGCCAUGUCCGGGAGCGCCGAGCGGCGGCCGCAGUUCAUUGCAGGCUGCAUGUACCGAGUCCUUCAGACCACGGGACCCGAUGGGAAAAACCUCCUGAAACUGCUCCCCAUUCCCAAGGCUGCGGGAAGCUUUGUGCCACUAGUUCAGGCUCCGGCCAUGCCAAACAGCCCCUCAGGGGACAUCUCCGCCCCCGUCCACCUCACCUUUCAGAGCCAGCUCGGCGCUUCCGCCGCGCCUGCGUCCGUUAAGAUCUUCCAGCCUCCUAAUUCCGGGAAGAUCAUCCUGGCGAGGACUCUGGACAAGCAGGAGGGUGUCAGGGCGGGCUGUGAGCAGGAGGGGUCGGUUCCGAGCGCCAUGCAGGGCGUGGACAGGGGGUGCGUGCAGGACGUGGCCGUGUCCAGCUCGUCCCCCCAGGGCAGCCCGGCCUACGUUGUGGUCAACGCCAAACCCGUCCCCGUGACCGUCAAGUCCCCGGUGCUGCCCUCGGGCCACCACCUGCAGAUCCCGGCGGACGCGGAGGUGAAAUCCGUGCCGGCCUCGCUGCUGCCCCCGGCCAUCCAGCGGAGGAUCCUGGCGGCCACCGCCGGCACCGACGGCUCCAGGCCGCCCACGGUGAUUUACGUGUCCCCCGUCAACACCGUGAGGAGCCCGCAGGCGCUGCCCAAGCGGCUGCUCUGCCCCCCGGGCGGGGCCGAGGUGCCCAAGGCGCUGCUGCUGACGGCGGCCCCGGAGCGGGGGGGAUCUCCCGGCCCGGCUCCCCCCGUGGGGCGGCAGCGCCGCCAGAGCCCCAUGAAGUGGAUUGUGCAGGAGGCCGCCCCCAUCUCGGCCCCCUGCCUGAUCCCCGUCAAAUCCUCCAACAACGUGGCCUCCAGGAUCCUGAAGACGCUGUCGGACGCCAGGAACGCGGAGGGGAGCUCUGCCGGCGUCCUGCCCCCCUGCCCCGGCGGGGCCCAGGCCAAGCUGGCGCCGCUCAAGGACAACGCCCUGGUGAUGUACAACGGCAAGGUCUAUCUGCUGACCAGGAGAGGCUCUGACAUCCUGGCGGCCCAGGCUGAGAGACAAUCCCCCCCCUCCUCCUCCUCAGAGGCUCCCCUCAGGAAGGAGAGGCCCCAGCGAGUGGACUCCUCUACUGUCAACAAAAUAACCAGCAAGGUGGUCAACCUGGUGCUGUCCAAGGGCAAAGGAGUGCUGCUGGCUCACAGGGACCCCAGCCCACCUGCAGACCCCCAGCACUCGUCCCCAGAUGGCUCCAGAGCCGCCCCGGUGCCGCCCAGGGAGGAGCAGCAGGAUCCGGGUGCCAUCCAGAGGAGUCCCUGCCCUGUCCCAGCCCCGGGACAUGGCCCAGCCCCGGCCCUGGGGACACAGUGCACAGGUGGCAGGGACAGGAGUCACCCCCCUCCCAGAGCAGCAGGGGCUGUGUCACCUCAGGGUGAGCAGGAACGUGCUCCCAGUGGAGAGUGGCCCGAGGUGCGGUGGGAGCAGAUGGAUCCCCUGGGAAAGGUGACAACACCGCCCCCAGAGCAGCCCCACUGGAAGCAGUACUCGGAACUGAGGAGGAGAUUUGGGCUGUGCAAGGAGGAGAGGGUUUCCCUGAGGAGGAUCCCACUGACCUGGGAGUUCUGGGAGGAGCCCAAGGGAAGGGGCUGUUCCAGCCUGGACAGCAAAAGGGAUUCCUGCAGCUCGUCCUCCCUGGAUGUGGAAACGAGGAACUGCCCUCAGGAGUGUGCUCAGGAGGAAAAGGUCGUUGUGGAUCUGGAGGAGGAUCUGACCAGGAAGAGGAAAAUCAAAUCGUCCCCCCUGUCAGACAGCGGGAAGAGAAGGAGAAACUCAGCCAGAUCCUCCCCAAGCCCGAGUUCAGAACCCCCCAAUGCCCCUCCCAGGAGCGUUUCACCCCCUGCAGCCUCCCCAGAGCCGAGGAUUCCCACGGGAUCCUGCGGAGCUUCCCCAGCGAGGGACUCGGAGCCGGGGACACCCCCGGCCUGCAGCGACAGCUCGGACUCGGAGAUGCCGGAGCUGGUGACUGCUGGGGGCUCUGCCUCCCUGCUGGAAGGUUCUUUCAGGGAUGAUGCAUUCCCAGCGGCUCCCCCGGACCUGGACGAGACGAUCCGGGACGAGAAGAUCCGGCGGCUGAAGCAGCUGCUGCGGGAGAGGGAGGCGGCGCUGGAGGAGAUGAGGAGGGAGAUGCAGCAGAGCUGAGACCCCCCAGCUCCUCCUUCCCUCCUGCAGGGAGAAACCCUCACUGGAACAAACACUCCUGGCCGGAGCAGCCUCGUGCAUUCCGAGCCGUGGGUGUGUUUGGAAUUCCCUGCCGGAACACCGGGAGUGGGAGACGGGACCGUCCAAUCCCACCCUGGGACAUCCCCCCAGGGGGCACCUUCCUGAGCACCCCCCGUGCCGGGCUCGGGGGGUUCGGGGCCGCUCCUGGCGAAGGCAUUUUGGGGUCCCGGGGCCUGGAGCAGACUGGGAGGGCCCAGCUGUGGGUGUGGGUCUGGUUGUCCUCGUAGGCGUGAGGACUGUCCUGGGUGGGUCCAUGAGGACUUUCCUUGGUGAAUCCAUGAGAACUGUCCUUGGUGGAUCCAUGAGAAUUUCCCUUGGUGAAUCCAUGAGAACUUUCCUUGGUGAAUCCCUGAGAACCCUUUUUUGGGAAUCCCUGAGAACCUUUUUUGGGGAUCCCUGGGAACCCUUUUUUGGGGAUCCCUGGGAACCCUUUUUUGGGGAUCCCUGGGAACAGUUGUCAGCGGACAGGCCGGACGGGCCGGUGGGUUCAUGGGUGUGUUUGAGGGGUCUGGGAUUGCACUGUGGGGCGGUGCCGAUUGUUAUUUAUACAAACCCUGGAGAAGGAGCCCUGGGCCGGCUCCGAGGAUUCCUGGCUCUCCCCGUGGUUUCUGUGAGCCUUUGUAAGGCCUUGGCCAGCUGUGCAAUGUGGGGCUCUGCCUGCUUUGGGGGGGUGUGUGUGUUUUUUAACCAGAACUCUGUUAAUAAGAACUGAAAGUUGUGUUUCUGUUGCCCCAGGCGGGGUCUCAGCAGUCCUUGGUGGGUUUGGUGUGGCCUGGAUGUGCCACCCCCGUUGAUGGUACCUUGGUUGCAGUUGUAGGGUGGGAUGUCUUUGGACCCUCACCCUCUGUGUCUUUGUCCUCCUGCAGCCCCUCCCUCUCCCUGCCAACAAUGAAUGAGUUUUUAUUUGUUCCCAGCAGAA
This is a messenger RNA of Myiozetetes cayanensis, 3313 nucleotides long. RefSeq names its product ligand dependent nuclear receptor interacting factor 1 (gene LRIF1). The record is from RefSeq and is a predicted model, not a curated record. NCBI's taxonomy places the organism in Eukaryota, Metazoa, Chordata, Aves, Passeriformes, Tyrannidae. Gene Ontology annotation, molecular function: nuclear retinoic acid receptor binding. Gene Ontology annotation, biological process: regulation of DNA-templated transcription. Bases 121 to 2313 code for a protein of 730 amino acids. The transcript has 4 exons.